Molecule: messenger RNA, 348 nt
Organism: Priceomyces carsonii
Lineage: Eukaryota; Fungi; Ascomycota; Pichiomycetes; Serinales; Debaryomycetaceae
Exons: 1
Coding region: 1-348 (115 amino acids)
Cellular component (GO): vacuolar transporter chaperone complex; fungal-type vacuole membrane
Source: RefSeq, a predicted model, not a curated record
AUGUCUUCACAAAACAAAAGAAUUGCUUUGCCGGCAAGGGUUGAACCGAAGGUUUUCUUUGCUAAUGAAAGAACUUUCUUAUCAUGGCUCAAUUUCACUGUAAUAUUAGGAUCAUUAGGUGUUGGUCUUUUGAACUUUGGAGACUCUAUAGGUCGUAUUUCUGCCGGUUUAUUCACUUUCAUUGCUAUGUUGACUAUGGUAUAUGCAUUAAUUACGUACCAUUGGAGAGCUAAGGCGAUCAGAUUAAGAGGUACGGGGCCAUAUGACGACAGGUUUGGUCCAACUAUGCUCUCCUUCUUCUUAUUGAUAGCGGUGAUAAUUAACUUUGUACUAAGAAUCAGGGGAUGA